UCAGGAGCUGCAUUCCCAUGGUUGACGGUGACCCACAUGGGUUCAUACGCCAUUUGAUCCGAUUGGAUACUGGAGCCCAUGUACCCCAUGGUAACUGCUUUUAGUUUAACCGCUAUCCUGUCAACCUUCCUGACAUGGUAGGACAGUCAAAGUCAGUUUACCAUGUUGGGUCAUUACGGUACUCAAGCCCGACCACCACGACAAGGUAGCAGUUAUCGACCAGGCUGUUUAUUGAUAAUCGAUAGUGUUCAUUUGCGAAAUAUUUUAUACUUUGAAUAUAUACAAAGUGCUUGAUGAAUAAUCCUGUUUUCUGUGUGUAUAUAAUCAUGGUCUUGUUUUUCUCCAAUAAUGAUAGAUUAAAAAUAUGCAAACCACUCGUCCUGAUACUCUCGUCUCUGCUACCCUACUGGUGUGUGCACAUCGUAUUCACGAAGCAAUUGAAUUACUGUUAAGUUGCGACAAAAUUAAAGAAGCUUUAAUUCUGGCACAUUUAUACUUAAAACCAUCAGAAGUUGUAAUCUACACAGAAAAGUGUAUCAAACGGUUAAUUGAUCGGUCGAGUUCAGUUGAAAAGGCAUUCUUUUCAAUUAUAUUCAAUGUUGGUCAGAAACAAUGGAUAACUGCUACGAGAAUGGUACAUCGUGAAGUUGAAAUUUCUAAAAUACGACCUGGUAAAGAAAUUGAACAACUUGCCUGGUGUUGGGUUGGUAUUAAUCUUCUGUUAAAUGCACUACCACCAUCUUCAAAUGAUAAUGAUUAUUUGUCGAAUGAAUGUCUGCAUUUAUCGUCAAUGUGUUUAACAGUUAGUUUUCGGUUAUUUCCAAAAGAACCACUGUUUCUUAAUCGUUGGUAUGAAGCAUUUUCACACCUUCUUUCGUCAUGGUCAGAAACUACACCUUGUCCGGGUGUGGUAUGCAGUUUAAUGCUAUUAAAUAUCGGUCAGAUUGUACAUUUCUAUAUGACUAGUUAUCAGGAAGAAAAAGAGGAGGUCAUCUAUGAAUGUCUUCAAAAUGAUUGGAUGAAAAGCAUAAGUGGUAGUGAUUGUUUAACAUACUUCAAUCAGUUGAUCGCAGAUCGUCAACCCUCUUCACUAUUAUGGGAAGUUUGUUUAACUCAUUUUUGUAUAGACUUUUUAUUAUUCUGCUUAAUACACAAUCAUUGUGGAUUGAUGAAUAAACUAGUUCAAUCGGAUACACUGACCGCUUAUACUGAUCGAUAUAAGGCUAGUCGAAAGUCUUGUGAGGAUAUAAAACCGAAAGAAACAAGUUAUUUAAUUAGACAUUUAUUUUCAACUUAUAAAAAGCUUUUGAUAACUAAUGGUUUGAAUACAGACUCUGAGAUAUGCUGUAAUGGUGUCGUCGAUGGAUUCAUAGAAAAAUAAGUUGAUUUUGUAUAUAUAUGUAGAUAUUGUUCGCCCUCUUUCCUUUUCAGAGUAUUUUGUCUACUCACACCUUUGCCUAUUUUCAAGUGUGGUGCAUUUCAACGAUUUGUGUAAAAUUUAUUCGUUUCUUUUUGUACAACAGUGAUGAAAAAACAAAAAUAAAUAAAUAAAAUUG
This is a messenger RNA of Trichobilharzia regenti, 1556 nucleotides long. The record is from the annotation of a GenBank genome assembly. NCBI's taxonomy places the organism in Eukaryota, Metazoa, Platyhelminthes, Trematoda, Strigeidida, Schistosomatidae.